This is a messenger RNA of Meyerozyma guilliermondii ATCC 6260, 405 nucleotides long. RefSeq names its product Ten1p (gene TEN1). The transcript has a single exon. Bases 1 to 405 code for a protein of 134 amino acids. Gene Ontology annotation, biological process: telomere capping. Gene Ontology annotation, cellular component: CST complex. The record is from RefSeq and is a predicted model, not a curated record. Gene Ontology annotation, molecular function: single-stranded telomeric DNA binding. Lineage: Eukaryota; Fungi; Ascomycota; Pichiomycetes; Serinales; Debaryomycetaceae.
AUGACCAAUCUCGUACUAGAUGCCUCAUGUCUUUCUGUUCUAUUUCCUAAAGCAUCUGAAGAGAAUUUAGUCAAAGUUAGAAUAUUCGGCCAAAUUGUAGAUUAUGACGGGCAACAUGGAGUGGUAACAAUUCGUAAGGUUCCAGGAAUGCCAUCUCCUCACGUUGUAAGCUUAGAGGAUGAAGAUUCCGCUCCAAAUGAAGAAUGCACAAGUAUAGAUAUCAAGUCCGUAGUGGACACGCUCAAAAGUGGAGAUUUGGAUCCGGGAUGUCUUGUCACUAUAAUUGGAUUUUACAACGGCGAAGACAUAAAUGUUGUUGAAUGUUGUUCUGUAAAUGGUACAUACAUAAGUCCGAGGGUCAUGGACACGAUGCAAAGCAUAUCGCAGGUUCAAAAACUUCCCUAG